AUGGCGGAUUCGACCCCCGCGCCGGAAACAACUGCCGCUGCCGACCCCAACCCUGUUUCCCACCAACCCGAAGCUGAUGCCCGACCCCUACAUCCGGAUCCAUCUUCCGCAACACUCCCCCAAUUUCCCAACCCUAACCCCAGUGGGCCUCCGCCGCCGUCAGUUUUAACUCCUCCUCAGCCCCCGAUCCAACCUUCCUUCCGCCCAGCCGCGCCGCCGGCUUCUGUCCCUCCCGGGGUUGGCACUCCGCAAUUCGCCCCUGUCACGUAUCAAGCACCUGGGGUCCCGCCACCGGGAGUGGUAAUGGGUUCGGCUCCCGCAGUUGGCCGCCGUAUGCUGUGCCGGGUCAGCCUAUGA
Molecule: messenger RNA, 357 nt
Organism: Sesamum indicum (sesame)
Lineage: Eukaryota; Viridiplantae; Streptophyta; Magnoliopsida; Lamiales; Pedaliaceae
Source: RefSeq, a predicted model, not a curated record